GGGGGCGGGGUCGUGUGACGUCAUCACGCGGUGUCGGCGCAACAUGGCGGCGGAUUACUGGGAGACGAAGCGACCCGAACCUCCUUCAGACUGAACCGAGCCACGGAGAACCCGGGCCGCACCGGUCCCGCCUCUGACCGUGUUGUCUCCAGGCUGACGGCUCCGCCCCCGUCAGCGUCACGCCCCCCCCUGCCGCCCAGACCCCCCCUUAUGGAGAGGAUCAGGAAGCUGAAGCGGCAGCUGUCUGUCACUUUAAGAAGGGGCGGGGCCGGGGGCGGAGACAGAGCGCUGAAUGAAACCAGUACUCAGGAAGUGACAUCACACAGCGAUUCAGAGGUGCCGUCUCUUCGCUCCUCAGCGGCUCUGAAGGUCCGAGCCUCAUCAUCUUCUGUCCACUCGUUGCUGCAGUCGUACGGCGGCUCCAUGAGGAAACCUCGCGGUCUCGGACGCAGCCUCAGCUCCUACCUGAACCGCGCCACCAGACUGGAAAUUGUUCAUGAAGAUGUCAAGAUGAACUCGGAUGGAGAAAGUGAUGCACCUUCAUCUUCAGAUGAUGUUCAGAGUCCAGUUCGAGUCCGACUGAGGAACAAGAAGAUCUCAACUGAGGACAUCAACAAACGUCUGUCGUUACCGGCAGACAUCCGUCUUCCUGAUGACUACCUGGAGAAGUUCAGUGUGAUUGGCCCAGCUCUGUUUGAGCAGCCAAUCAGCAGGAGGCUCCGCAGAGUUUCUCUGUCGGAGAUCGGGUUCGGGAAACUGGAGACGUACGUCAAACUGGACAAACUGGGAGAGGGAACCUAUGCAACCGUGUAUAAAGGCCGCAGUAAACUGACGGAGAACCUUGUUGCUCUGAAGGAAAUCCGUCUGGAGCACGAAGAAGGAGCUCCGUGUACCGCCAUCAGAGAAGUGUCUCUGCUGAAGGAUCUGAAACACGCCAACAUCGUCACGCUUCAUGACAUCAUCCACACUCAGAAAUCCCUCACGCUGGUCUUCGAGUACCUGGACAAAGAUCUGAAACAAUAUCUGGACGACUGUGGAAACAUCAUCCAUGUUCACAACGUCAAGCUGUUUCUCUUCCAGCUGCUCAGAGGUUUGUCCUACUGUCAUCAGAGGAAGGUUCUCCACCGAGACCUGAAGCCCCAGAACCUGCUGAUCAAUGAGCGAGGGGAGCUCAAACUGGCAGAUUUUGGUUUGGCCAGAGCCAAGUCCAUCCCAACAAAGACGUACUCCAACGAGGUGGUGACGCUGUGGUACCGACCGCCGGACAUCCUGCUGGGCAGCACAGACUACUCCACCCACAUCGACAUGUGGGGUGUUGGUUGUAUCUUUUAUGAGAUGGUGACGGGUCGUCCUCUCUUUCCUGGCUCCACGGUAGAGGAGGAGCUUCACUUCAUCUUUAAACUGCUGGGUUCUCCAACAGAGCGGAGCUGGCCUGGAAUCACGUCCAAUGAAGAGUUUGUGGGUUUUAACUUUCCUCAGUACAGAGCAGAACGACUGAGCAACCACACCCCCAGGCUCAGCAGUGAAGGAGUGGAGCUGCUGUCAAAGUUCCUGCAGUUCGAAGGGAAGAAGAGGAUCUCUGCAGACGAGUCCAUGAAACAUUGUUACUUCAGUAACCUUGGAAAAAGAGUGAUGUCACUUCCUGACACGGCGUCCAUCUUCAGCCUGUCGGAGAUUCAGCUGGAAAAGGAAAGCAUGAGGCCGCCGGCAGCACCUGAUCCAGCUAACAGUCCAACUAGGAGGCGGAGUCUGCUCUUCUGAGGUGUGAAGGAGGCGGAGUCACCUGAAACGGAACUAAGACAGGAAGUGACAUUUUACUUUGAAGGAGUUCUGACUACUGAUGGGAGACAGAGAAGACACUAAAGAUUUCUGGAAUGUGAAGAAAACAUGUUUACAGAUGCAAUAAUAAAUCACAGCAGCUACCGACCAAUCAGACGGCAGCAUGUUUCAGAAAUGAACCAAUCAGGUUCCGUCUUCCAUUUUACGUUGACGAUUAAAAUCUCAAACAUGGUCGGCCUGGAACAGCAACGUAAACUCCUGCAUCACCUGCAAAAGCACCUCCAGCUUAUGACAUCAUAGUGAUGAUGUCACACCGCAGCAGCAGGCAGAACGUGGUCUGAAGACUGUUUAGGACAAUAAGAUCACAUGACGGAUACAGAGUUUACUCAAUUUAUGCUGAACAUACAACCAGGCUGAGGGUGCACGAUUUAUCGGGUUUGACGUCGGUACCGGCCGAUGUUGGGCUGGUUAGUAUCGGUAAGUAAAACCGGGCCGCUAUUAAUAACCAGUGGUUUGGAAAUGAUGGUGAAAUUAGUUUGUGUUGAACUGAAGCAGAGAAGCAAUAUCAGAGGUGUGGAAAAUAUAUAUAAUCUAUAUAUCAUCAGUAAGUAUUGAUUAUGAGCCUUAGCAGCAAUCAUAAUAUCGGGUAUCAACAAUGACCCAGAAUGUCAUUUCGGUGCACCCUGAUGGUCAUGACUAGGUUACAGAUACAGGUGAUCUGGCUGCAGGUGUUUCAUGUUAUUCUGAUACAUGUGAGAAAUAAGCCAUUUGGACUCUUAUUGUGAAGGUUUUAAGCCGUUUCCUGCUCUGCAUGUGUGUGUUGUGCACACAUUAUUGACUUAGGUGUAAUAAUGUUUGUGUUUUAUGAUAUUUACAGUAAAACUGCAGCACUUGGCUGACGUUGAACCAAAAGUUGGUUUAUUACAGGCUUAUAUCCACAUAUUGAUGUGAUUGAUCAAGGGGGGGGGGGCUGUUCUCUGAGGUCUUCCUGCUUGGAGUUUGCAUGUUCUCCUGGUCUAAGCGUGGGUUCUCUCCAGGUUCCUCCAGCAGUCCAAUCAGAGCUCAGAGGAAACCGGAGGCUCUAAUUGGCUGAUUUGAAUAACAUCCAGAAUCUGAUGUUCUGGGAACAAACGAGGUUCUUCUGAGUCUGGUAGGAUCCACACAGACCUGCAGUCGACACCUCAGGUCUCUCUGAGGUCUUUAAAGAAUCUGAUUACUUUAUUCUCAUCUUGAAGAGUUUAGAUGGAAGUUGGAGCCUCACCUGUAGAGUUUAAGGUGUCAGUGGGCGGGGCUGUACAGGUAUUCAGAUGUAUUCCUUUAGAGGCCUGUUGGUCGUAUUUUAUACUGUUGGCUGAGCUGCUGUUGGUCCUGAGGUGAAUCUCUGACAUGUAGAUCAGGUUUAGUAAUAGUGGAGAGCUCGUUAACUCCUAACGAGCUUUAGACUCAUUAAAAACUGAAACUUGAACUGUCAUGUUUGUGUUUGUGAGGCGAGGAACAAAGGGCCCAGAAAGCAACUCCUCUCUCUGCUGCAGGUCCCAUCAGGCCAAGGCAUGGAUGUUUCAAAAUAAAAGCAUUCCAUAAAAGUGAAGCUUUGCAUUAAAUUUAAUUGAUUUGUGUUGAUUUCUAUUAUUUUGGUGUUUCUCUGCAUGAGUUUGUUGAACCAUGCAGCUGCUGGUUUGUUUCUGGACUCUGGUGCAGAAUUAAAGGGAACCUCCUUUCAGCCACGUUCUCUCUGACUGUUGAAUGUAACUCCAAGCUGCUGCUGUGCUUGGAUGCCGAGGAAGAAGCACAGAUUUUAAUGAUCUAAUAUCAGAUGAACUCGCUUUUUCAGCAACGUGUCGAAAACAGGAAGGAUGUUAAAGUGGUUCCAGAUUCUGCUCCACACAUUUUCUAAAUUAUUGUUGUUUUUGACAUUAAACCAAAGUUCUCUGCAAUAUACUGAACUGCAUGAUGUUAUUCUUCCACUAAACUUUCAUGCUGGUAAUUUUAGAAAUCUUCCAUUUGCUCAGAAAGCACUGAAGUGUUUGUUUUACUUGAAUGAAAACAGGAAGUGGAUGUUGUUCUUGUAUUUAUCUGUCUGUACUCUGGAAAUAUAAACCCAACUGAAUAUACAUUAAAAGGUUUUAUUUGUUAUCA
This is a messenger RNA of Fundulus heteroclitus (mummichog), 3915 nucleotides long. RefSeq names its product cyclin-dependent kinase 16-like. NCBI's taxonomy places the organism in Eukaryota, Metazoa, Chordata, Actinopteri, Cyprinodontiformes, Fundulidae. The record is from RefSeq and is a predicted model, not a curated record. Gene Ontology annotation, cellular component: cytoplasm; nucleus; synaptic vesicle. The transcript has 17 exons. The coding region runs from base 211 to 1761 and encodes 516 amino acids. Gene Ontology annotation, molecular function: protein kinase activity; ATP binding. Gene Ontology annotation, biological process: exocytosis; protein phosphorylation; neuron projection development.